GUGCACCUGGGCGGCGGCCGGCGCGGCGCCCGGCGGCCCCACGUGCCCGGGCUCAGUCGCUGGAGAGCCGCCGCCGUCAUCGCCCGCUCCGCGCUGCUCUCCGCCGCGCCGACAGCGACAGGUGGCGCUCAGCGGCGCCGACGCCCGCCGCCUGCGCGCUCCACUCUCGCCCCUCGCGGCCCAACCAACAUCCCAUCUCAAAAUGUAUACCGCUGGCUUUAAAUAAAACAUUGAUAAUAUUAGUGAGAUGCAGAUCAGUUGAUAAUGAAAAAUGUUAGUUGAUCUUGUGCUUUCAAAGCUGAGUCGUGAUUUCAAGAUGCUGUCUUAGUUUUUUGGAUUUUAAAUAGAUCGUUACCAGGAACCAGUCUGUUGCGGUAGCGGUCAGUGCCGGUGGAGCUGCUGGCAUGUCGCGGCGAUGACGAGGCCCGCGCUGCGCGGCAUGCCCUGCUGACAUGGCUCGCAGCCGCUCCGCCCUCCUUUCGCUGGCAGCCGUCGCAGCACUCGCCGGGUGUUGUGUGUGCGCGCCGCAAGGCAGUGUGCAGGGCGGCGUGCAGGGCGGCGCGCAGGUCCCGCCGGGCGUGCCGCACAGCACCGCGCCACCCGCCGGCGUCGGCGGCGUCCGCAGAUUCAGUCAGUAUUCCAGAGGGCGCGGCUACCGGGACUGGCGCACGCGCGGGGACCCCACGCUCAUCAACUCGCUCUGGCGCAGUCGGCAACCGCUUGGUAUCCGAAAACAAUUAGGAAACGCGGAGGUGUAUAUAGUGUUGGCCCUCCUAAUCGGGUUCGUGACGGUGGUGGUGGGGUGCUGGCUGUCAGACAACUGCUGGUCGCCGGAGCCCGAGGACGUGCUGGCGGGCGGCUGACCAGUGGCGGCGGGCGCGUGCACGCAUGUGUAGCGCCCGCCGUCCGCGGCGCGCGACAGCGUCUCCGGCGCCGGCUCGCUGUCGCCCGUGCUGCCGCCGCCCGCGCUGCCGCACGCGCCGCCCCGCGCUCCUGCCUUCCUCCACGCUGCCAGACACCUUUGUCGUGGCACGUGCCUCCGCCUCCCCUGUGACAGGAGAAACGAACCUCCAGUUUUUUGACAGGAGCCUUUUCAUCGCUCUUGCCGCAUUCAUGAAAAGACUAACGGGAAUCAUAUUUCCACUAUAGCUAACGGUGGACUAAACGACAAUGAAUCAAUUACUUAGAGAUAAACGUUGUGUGCUACGCAGAUGUGUACUUUGUGGAAAGUGUCUUCUUUGUGAAUCGGUGAUAAUGAUAACGUGCAGGUAAUCGUUUUAGUGAACUGCAAGAGCUUCGAAAUAAAUUUGUAUGUAUUCACUUUAUUAUAUUGUAUGAAUGUAAUGUAUGUAAUCGUAUCAAAGGUACCUACCACGUGAUGUAUCUGUUACUGAGCGCCCGGGAUUAGCCAAUUAGAAGACUCACAGUACUAUUAUCAGAUCUAUCAUCGUAGGGUACGCUUUUAGCGAUCUCUCUAAUUUGGAUUCACCUGACGUAAUUUUACCUGAAAUGUGGUGCGGCUAUGUACUUUCUCUUUGCACCACUUACUAUUGUUUCUAAAAGUAUGUGCCUUGAAAUGCUUUCCUCUACUUGACUCGUAGAUAAGAGCGUGUUUUGAACCAUUUAGAAGAAUUUCUUCUCUCUGUCUGUAUGGACAAGUAAUCCCAUAAGUGCAAUACACAUCAAUACCGUGCCUUUACCGUUCUAUAGACUUUGAGAGGGACGUAAUUAACAAUAGAUUUUAAAAUGCGCUUUCCUUGGUGGAGAGUCACCUACCAAUGAUUAAUUUUGUAUUUUUGUAAAAUGUCCAGCUUCAUUUCUUUAUUUUCAUCAUUAUUUAAACCCGUUAAUAGAAAUAAUAGAGGAAAGUGAAUUAGGACCAAAAUCUUUCAACUAAACGAACGUCAAUUGGAAAAAAUAUCUUUUAAAAUGGAAAUUGCCAUCGCAAUAGGAUAAGGCUCAAUUUGAGAGACAACGACAUAAAACGUGACUAAACGUAGCAUUUUGAUAAUUUUAUUUUGGCAAUUUUGUAUACAUCAUUAUUAUACAUUUAUGUAAAAAAUUAAUCAUUGAAAUGAUAUACCAGUAAUUUUAGAUAUUUGGUACUUAGCUUUUUAAAAAUUUUGUCCACUACAAAAACGAUACCUACCUAUUUUAAAACAAAUAUUGGAUAAAUUCCUAGUCAUAUUAAUAUAUUCAUUAUCAUUAAUAUAAAACUCCUAUAAGUAUGAACCCCGAAAACACUCCUAGAAUAAACACCGUGAAGUAAUUUCACUAAAAAACAAUGCAUGGUACACGCGCUGCUUGAAAUUACAUCGCUAUAUCGCCUUCUUCAGAAUCUGGGUAAUGACAUCGACUCUCUCGUCCUAUGGCACAAUCUCUUUUGCACUUCAACUUCAUCUUUCGUUUACGUUGCGUGUUUAUGAACUCGAGAAUUAUAGUGCUAAAAUAUUGUACAGAUCAUAAACGUAAGUCGAUCGGAUCGUAGAUGUCUGUUACUUAGAAUGACAGUAGAUAGAAGCUUUUACAUUUAAAAUCACUGCGGUAAUAUUUAAGCUGUAUAAGUAGGUAAUAUUUGAUAGGUACGAAGUGCACGAACAUGGUUUGAUCAUAUUAGGAUCAUUUUAAGGUUUUUUAUUGUGCCCUGUUGGUACUUUGUGAUUUAGGCAUGAAUGUAUGUAAUUUAGAUUAAGAAGACAUGAAUUAAAAAAGGUUUCGUUAUUCUCCAAAAAACAAGACGAUAGAAGAAAAGGCAUAUGUAACAUCGAAAUAAUGCAAGCUAUUUCUUAAUAAAAUAUAGCCUACUCAUAUUAUCAUUUUUCCCAAUGACACCAUAAAAGUUUCAAUUCAAUUCAACUCCGCGAAUGUCACAACUAAAUAAUAAUAAUUUAAUUAUUAACAAAAAAUUCAUACAUUGUAAUUUGUAUGUUGUAAAUCUGUUCAUUAAAGUUCGUCAUAGCGUUAAGGAACCCGACUGAAUAGUCAACUUUUUAAGCACUGUAUAAAUAAAACCUUUUAGCAAUUAGCAAAAUUAAGGUAAACAUUUUAAUCGAGUGAAAAACGUCGAUGACUGAGGCCUAUCUCAAGUCUAGGCAUUUUAAUAACAUUAAUGUAUAUUUAAUGACACAGCUGCGAGUAGGGUUGUCAAAAGUUCCAUGAGAAAUAUUAAAAAUCAGUUGUGAUUGAAUUAGAAAUAAACUAAAUAUUUUUUUUUCAAUAGAUUUGGCAUAAUCUGUUUAUUUUCUUUGAGUUUUAUUAAUGCGUGUUAUUAAAAAAAAGACAUGAAAAUCGCCACGGAUAAUUCUUCUGUUUUAUUUGUUGAAUUUAAAACAUUUUUUAUUAAUUUACGUUUAAUAAUGUAGACCAUUGAAAAAGAAAACGCUUUGGCAAAAUAAGACUAAUAGCAUUUUGUGUCAUUCUAAAUAACAUUCACUUAAUUUUAUUUGCAAUGUAAGUAAAACCACAGUUAACAGUGUAGGUACUAGUGUACACCUCUAUUCAUUAUUUCACCCUCAGUGAUUUACGAUGGUAUAUUUGGCAAUCCUAGUCACUGCUGUGGUCUCUUAGAUACCCUGUAGUUACAUUUUAUAUGAGAUGGAGUGCUCCGCUUGUGUGGACGGACUGAAGACUACACUACAGGCCAUUUGUUUUAAUCCCUAUCUGAUAAUAUAGCUCAUAUUUUAUUGGUGUAUAUUUAUUAGUAUUGAUAUUAAAUUGUUGUAUCGUCGAUUUUUUUCAUUACUUAACAAUAUAUCGAUAUUUGUUAGAAAUAUUGUGAAAAUUUGUACUUAAUCGAUUGCCAUUGCAUGUAUUGUAUGCCCCUAUCUAUUUUUGUACUAUUCCUAGAAUUCUAAUCCAUGCGAAUUUAAAUCAUCUUACUAAGACGUUAAAUCUGUUCUCAUGUACUUUGUGCCAAAUUUCGUUUUAUAUGUGUACUAUUAAAAAUGUAAAUAUUUUAUAAAUUAUUUGGUAUCAUUCACAUUUCGCGGUCUGACUGGCUUGGCUGAUUUAGGAAUUGAGAGAACUCAUACGCUCAAAUAAUAUUUAGCGAUAUAAUUAUAUACAUAAUGUAUGUCAUUAUUUGUCACAAAUAAAUUCAAAUAAAUGUAAUAACAUAAACCAGCUGUUAUUAUUAAUGUUUCGUCAGAUAU
Plodia interpunctella (Indianmeal moth) is the source of this 4151-nucleotide messenger RNA. RefSeq lists its product as uncharacterized. The record is from RefSeq and is a predicted model, not a curated record. Lineage: Eukaryota; Metazoa; Arthropoda; Insecta; Lepidoptera; Pyralidae. Bases 453 to 863 code for a protein of 136 amino acids. The transcript has 5 exons.